Messenger RNA from Psylliodes chrysocephalus, 330 nucleotides. The record is from the annotation of a GenBank genome assembly. Lineage: Eukaryota; Metazoa; Arthropoda; Insecta; Coleoptera; Chrysomelidae.
AUGGCUAAUAAUCGGCGCAAAAGAAAGGUACCUACUAAGUUUGGUGAAUAUGGUGGACCUAGCAGUGAUGAUCAAUUUACAGGGUCCGAAAACUUACGGGUUAAUACUUUUAACUGCAUAUUGGACUCCCUAUACUCUGAAAUUAAGAAAGGUGAGUAUAAAUAUUCUAAUCUUCACAAUAGGUUUGAUUUUCUUGAAACUAUCAAAAGUCUUGAGACAUCUGAUAUCACCAAAUGUGCAAGAAAACUAUCGAGUACGUAUCAUGAAGAUCUUGAGCCUGUUGUUGUGGACGAGUGUUUACAUGUAAAAGCAUUUUUGUUGAAAAACUGA